Condylura cristata (star-nosed mole) is the source of this 7498-nucleotide messenger RNA. RefSeq names its product immunoglobulin-like domain containing receptor 2 (gene ILDR2). The record is from RefSeq and is a predicted model, not a curated record. Lineage: Eukaryota; Metazoa; Chordata; Mammalia; Eulipotyphla; Talpidae. The transcript is spliced from 10 exons. Bases 33 to 1955 code for a protein of 640 amino acids. Gene Ontology annotation, biological process: pancreas development. Gene Ontology annotation, cellular component: membrane.
GCACUCCUUGGUUGCCUGGGAAGUUGGGGAAAAUGGACAGGGUCGUGCUGGCGUGGGUGGCUCUCUGCUCGCUAACAGGUGUGGCAGAAGGCCUUCAGGUCACAGUGCCCGACAAGAAGAGGGUGGCCAUGCUGUUCCAGCCCACUGUGCUUCGCUGCCACUUCUCCACAUCCUCUCAUCAGCCCGCAGUCGUGCAGUGGAAGUUCAAAUCCUACUGCCAGGACCGGAUGGGGGAAUCCUUGGGCAUGUCUUCUCCUCGGGCCCAAUCUCUCAGCAAAAGAAACCUGGAGUGGGACCCCUAUUUGGACUGCUUGGACAGCAGGAGGACUGUUCGAGUAGUCGCUUCCAAACAAGGCUCGACCGUCACCCUGGGAGAUUUCUACAGGGGCAGAGAGAUCACCAUUGUUCAUGAUGCAGAUCUUCAGAUUGGGAAGCUCAUGUGGGGUGACAGUGGGCUCUACUACUGCAUUAUCACCACCCCGGAUGACCUGGAGGGGAAGAACGAGGACUCGGUGGAACUGCUGGUGCUAGGCAGGACAGGUCUGCUUGCUGAGCUCUUGCCCAGUUUUGCUGUGGAGAUAAUGCCAGAGUGGGUGUUUGUUGGCCUGGUGAUCCUGGGAGUCUUCCUCUUCUUCGUCCUGGUGGGGAUCUGCUGGUGCCAGUGCUGUCCUCACAGCUGCUGCUGCUACAUCCGCUGUCCCUGCUGCCCAGAGUCCUGCUGCUGCCCACAGGCCUUGUAUGAAGCAGGGAAAGCAGCAAAGGCCGGGUACCCUCCCUCUGUCUCCGGUGUCCCUGGUCCCUACUCCAUCCCCUCUGUCCCCUUGGGAGGAGGCCCCUCAUCUAUCAUGCCGAUGGACAAGCCGCACCCACCUCCCCUGGCUCCGAGUGACUCCACUGGAGGAAGCCACAGUGUUCGCAAAGGUUACCGGAUCCAAGCUGACAAAGAGAGAGACUCCAUGAAGGUCCUAUACUAUGUCGAGAAGGAGCUGGCUCAGUUUGAUCCGGCGAGAAGGAUGAGAGGCAGAUAUAACAACACCAUCUCAGAACUCAGCUCUCUGCAUGAGGAGGAUGGCAAUUUCCGCCAGUCUUACCACCAGAUGCGAACUAAGCAAUUCCCCAUGUCCGGGGACGUGGAGAGUAAUCCUGACUACUGGUCAGGUGCCAUGGGCAGCACUGGGGCAAGCCGGGGACCCUCAGCCAUGGAAUAUAACAAAGAGGAUCGGGACAGCUUCAGGCACAGCCAGCCACGGUCCAAGUCGGAGAUGCUGUCGCGAAAGAACUUCGCCACCGGGGUGCCGGCCGUCUCCAUGGACGAGCUGGCGGCCUUUGCCGACUCCUACGGGCCGCGGCCGCGCCGGGCAGAUGGCAAUAACCAUGAGGCCCGGACCGGGAGCCGCUUCGAGCGCUCGGAGUCGCGGGCGCACGGGGGCUGCUACCCCGACGGCUCGCUGGAGGAGUACUACCCGCGGAGCCGCAGCCGGGAGCCCCUGGGCGACACGGAGCGCAGCUGGGCCUACAGCCCCGCGCGCCGGCGGCCGCCAGAUGAAGCGCACUUGCCGCGCCUGGUGAGCCGCACGCCGAGCGCGGUGCCCAAGUAUGACCACGCGCACCGUGGCGGCGCGCCCGAGCGCCAGGCCCGGCCCGAGGGCGCCAGCCGAGGCGGGAGCCUGGAGACGCCCGCCAAGCUCAGUGCUCGGCUAGGCCCGCGCAGCGCCUCUUACUACGCCUGGUCGCCACCCGCUACCUACUCCUCGGCUGUGUCGGGCGCUGAAGACGACGAUGAGGAUGAGACCGACGAAGCUCUGCCGCCCUACAGUGAGCGUGAGCUGAGCCGCGGCCCGUCCUACCGCGGCGGCAGAGAGCUGUCCUUCCACAGCAACUCGGAGAAGAGGAGGAAAAAGGAGGCCACCAAGAAAACUAACGACUUUCCAACCAGGAUGUCCCUUGUGGUCUGAUGUUGUUUUCAAAACAUCUUUCUGGAUGACUAGAAAUCAAAAGCCGACUACAGGGACAAGACACAAAUCUGCGAGCCAGUAGGUCUGGGACCUUUUCUGGAAUGGAAGAACAUCUUUGUCAAGGGAUGGGAGACACCUUUGAGGGAAGUUGAUUCCAAACUUCAGUGUCCGUCUAACUAGUUUGAGAAACAUAUCAACAAAACAACUAUGUGUGAGAGCAUUCUCACACGUGGCAUUUCACACCUAGAGUUCAUCCAGUCCCAUCAUGCUCAACCAAACCUGGAUUCCUUUCCAAUUCUGACAGAGUUAGCACUGGACUGCUAAUUUCCAAAUGUUGCUUCUGCCUACCGUAUGCUUUUCUCUCCUGCCUGUGCUGUGUCUAAAGAAAGAAGAAUUUAUUACUGGUAUUAGAAGAAGGCCUUUACUGACAACAGAAGAUAGCUCAGGCAAAACAGACCUUUUAUCCCUGUCACCUCCCAGUCACCAGUCAAUUACUGCUGUUACACUAAAACGGGAAGGCCUCCAGUGAGCUCAUGACAGUGACCUGCUGGACAACUCCAGAAAUGAUUUCAGUUUGCUGCUCUGAAUGACAGCUCCUGAGCAAAACAAAGGGAAUAUAUCUUUUUGAAAAGCUGUCUAAUUGGUAUUUCUUUUUCCAUUCUUAGAACAUUAACAGCUUUUUCUCUUCUGUAUGUGUCAACAUCUGAAUCUUGGACACUAAGGGCUCUCCUUUUCCUCCCCUCUCCUGGACUUUCCACAGAUUGGUGCCACACACAGAGCCCCGCCUCCCUCUGCACUCUGAUGAGAUUAUCAUCUGGUGCCUUUUGAUAAAUGUUUAAAAUGUACACAUGUAAGAGAAGAGGAGGAAAAAUAAGAAAGUAGUAAUGCAAAACAGAAAAAUAAGAAAGAAUGUAAGAGGAAGAAAAUAUAUGGCCUCAUUUGUUAAUUGGGGGCCAUAUUCCUUGUAAACUCCACUCCAUCGUCUUUGGUUUUGUACCUCAUUUACUGUGACAACUUUCUGCCAGUCUAGGUGUGCUACUGCAAGACCCCAGGGAUACAGAAUGGCAUCUCUUGGCCUGACUGGGCUGCUGCCCUUGCUGUUUUUUAGACUUGAGGAAUAACACUUGCUCAGGAAGAAGCACUUCUAGUCUCACACUGGCCUAAAUAAUUAUUGAUUUUGCUGAAAUAAGAACCCCAAAGCUAUAUCUUUUGGAUUUUGUAAUUUGGAUAGAUUGCAAAAAGAUGGCCACAAAUUUCUCAUCAAGAAAUGCAAUCUAUUCCUCCCAACUUGAACCCAGGGCGGCCAAGUACACAGGUAGAAACUUGAAAAAUUCUUGUGCAUGGGGUUUAUCUUCUCUUGCUGCUCUUGGGAGCUUUGCAGUCACCAACAGAUGAGCAAACAUGGACCAUUCUGCUGCAUAAUGAGAGAAACAGGGCCAGUUAACCAGCUACGUUCUGUUAUAGUCUCAACUGAUUACAAAGACAUUGAGUGAGCCCAGGAAGACCAACAGAACUGCCUGGCUGAGCCCAGCCCAAAUUGCUGAUUCCUGUGUAAGGCAUGAGAAGAUGAUGCAGUCUUUACAUGUUCAUGUCCCUUCAAGAAAAAGCCACCUUCUCUUUGAGUGAAUAUUCAGCCUUGAGUCCCCUAUUCCAUCUCAACUGAGGUAUCUCACAGCCUCACUUUCUCAAAGCUUUUUAUUCCAUACUAUUACUGGGGGUACAUAAUUGUAUCUUAUCACUAGAGGACAGUGCUGUCUACCACCCCCAGUAGGGAUCCAUCUCCAUCUGUGGAUCCAUGGGCAACCAUGACAAGGUUUCUUCUUCACAUCUCCUUGGUCAUCUGCAGAGUCACCUGACUGGAACUAGGCCCUAUUCUUCAGUACCAUUCACUAGUAUCCACUGGUAUCCAUUACUUCAUGUAUUUGAAGAACUGUUAUGAAAUAAAGAAGCCCCUGGGUGAGAAUGAGAAGGGUGAGUUGGUAUCAUUGCUUGGAAGAGAACUGGCCUACCAAAGGACUUCCCACUGCUUCUGGCCUGCCCCAGAGGAACCAGGAGGACAGUUCAGCCCAGUACCUGCACUUGCAAGGACUGGAAAGACAUGAGCCAUAAUCCUGGUGCUGACUUUUAACCCUGCUGGUAUCCCUGUGCUCUAAAAGCCUAAGUCUGAUCUGUCUGUUUGGGCCCCAGUUCAGGUGGAAAGAUGGUUAAAACAUUAUUUCUUAGUCGCCAGCUCUGGAUUUCAACUUGCUCAGGCAAUUUUGGAGAAUAUUGGAUAGCUGCAGUAGUUAUUAUUUCCCUAUACUGAGCACUGUGUCAGGCUUCUCACCACCAAAGAGCCCCAUAGCACCAGCUGCAGAGACCAAAAAUAUUGCUUUUCUUAGCCAGGGGCAUAUAUGAUUUGGGUGAAGGUUGAGGGGAAGCAAUGGAAAAGAAUUAUUAAAAUUGGAAACCUGCAAUUCCAAAGACAACAGAAUUACAGACACAAUAAAAAUACAAAGAUAACAGGCUCCUGAAAGAACCGGGGGACGGGGGGGCAGGCUUGUCCCCUGUAGGACUGUAACAUCACCCCAAUUUCCAAGUAUUCCUUGGAAAAACAAGAAAAACAGCUGUUUCUGGGCAUGUGGACAGGAGGUGAGGCAGAGUCAGCAUUCUGUAGCACCUCGGCUUUUUCUUACCAUGUUCCUUCCUUCCUUCUCCCCAGUAGUGUGCCCUAACAGAGUGCACUUAUACGUGUUAGCUUCCUCCCUAGGUUUUCUUGGGGGUACAAGAUAAGUCAUGGUCUCUGUCCUUGGAUGGAGACCCCCCACAACUUAAAUGGGGAACUAAGACAUGCCCAAGAAAGGGUUAGGAUAUUUUAUGAAUUAUAACAUGAAACAUUGCUAUGGAUAAAUUACAGCAAACCCAGGGAAUUAAAGUUUUUUUUUAUUUAAGUGAGUAUAUUUUGAUAUUUAAGUGUUGUGUGUCCCUUCACCUUAGUUAAUGUUCAGUCAUCUGAAAAACCAAUAUUCAAAACCAGAAUAGGUAGAGGUGAACUGGGAGGGAGAGGGCUGUGAGGCAGAGGACCCUGUGGGAUGCUUGUGAGCUGUAGUGUUGGUGAGUCACCACUGAGUCAGAGACACGUGGGGGGGGCAUGCCUGCAGGUGGCAAGAGGGGUCCCCUUGUAGCUGAACUGCUUCUCUAUGCCAUGUUUAUGCACAUGUAGAAGCUGGGGACAUUAGUCAUAGAGUGGUCCAGGUCAGCUGGUCCAGCCACACAUGCUCACAGGGAUAGUGCUACAUCUGCUUCUCUAGGCACUUAGGUCUGCAACUUUGAGGGUGCUGCCCACCCUCCUUCACAUAGCACAAGACUUGCUGAGAUGAUGCACCUCAAUCCUUCUCACAGGCCUCACUCUGCACCUGGCACAGAACUGUGCCAACUGGGGUGUGGGAAGGGAGCUGACGCUGUCUAGGCUGAACACUCCUCGACACUUCUGUACAUACUGCUAAAUAGGCCAGAAGACUUCACCCAGGUAAUCCGUAGACACAAGGCAACUUUUGAAAGAGGCUGAAGUCAUAGACUUGUAAUCUUCCUCAACCCCUCCACAUUUUUUCCUUGAUAGCUGUUGGAAUAAACCAUUAGUGAAAUCACAACCUAAUUAACUCUUCAGACUCCAAACUUGUCUUUUACUGGAUCAAUGUUUCCCAAAGAUAAUAGCCAUAGAUUAGUUGAUUGCUGUUAAAAUGUAUUGUUGGACUCUGCAUUAAGGAUUGAGUCAGGAUUUGUUUAAAGUGUAUUUCAGGGAAGUCCUGUUUCCAGAUGCAUUUGGGAAAUGCUGCAUUAGAUUAUACUCCUGGUGUACCCUAAACAGCUGGUUCUGAGACUUCCUUGGGUCUUGAAAUGUUUUCUUCACAUGCCCAGGUGGCGUCUUCUCACUCCCUUGGGUCUGGUAGUGGCAAAGCCCUCAGCAGUCCAGCUGUGAGUGUGGUGACUGAUGUGCCAACAGGGGAGAACUGUGUCAUGAAGGGAGAGAAGAAAGCUAGGAGCACCCCAGGCAGCCAGUUAUAGACAUUUCCAAUCUUAGAAUAGUCACUUGUGACAAUCUCAGAUGUGGCAACAAGAAUUACAGGUAAUUUUCUCAUUCCCUAGAUGCCACCCUGAGUAAAACUUAGAUCAUGAAAGAAAGACCAUCAGGGAGAUGUCAGAAAGAAACCAUUUGAAGUAAAUUACCGGUGUGGUUAGUCAACCCACCUGAAGACCCAAAGCGGUGUGAGCAUGAAUAAUAAAAUCUAUAUAAUAGUCCUUCCAGAAUCAGAUACAGUUUUUGCCCGCAUCUUAUGUAAGUUUGAAGCUGAUUUGGAGGAUAUAGAGAUCAAAUUCAUCAAACUAGGGCCAGGUACUUAAAGUUCUAAAAGAAAAAAAGAGUGCCUACUUUUUUUUCCUGCCAGGAUCCUACCUCCUCUUCACCUGGGAAGUUGAACGAUGAAGCGUCAAGUCAGGGCUUUAACAUCAGGCAGAGCAAGGAUACUGCUGAGCUUUUUGAAGCUGCAGCCUUGGCUUUAGCACUGCCUGAGGGUGAUAAGUUGUUAAUGCUAAUAAUAUGAUAAUAUGUGUGCAUGCUAGUCACAGUGUGUUAUUGUUUACAGAACAUUUUCACAUAUGUAUUCUCUCAUAUGAUGGCCACAUCAACCCCUGUGAUUAAAGCAGGGUGGAUAUUGUGGGCCCAUCAAACAGAAGAUAAAACUGGGGUUGAAAAAUAUUUUGUCAAAUAUUGAAAUUAUAGAGCCAAGUCUUCUGUCUGCUGAGGAUGCUGCCUACUCCUACAAUUCCCCUGGGACUGGGAUCUGGUUGAUUCUCUUCACAGCUAAUGACUGGUGACAAGAGUCUUGGACUCUGUUCUCACUCAUGUCAUCGGUGAAGCUAUAAAGACUGACCCAGUUGCUGCUUCGUCCUACCAAGCACCAUUCUCAAAUGCUGCUUCGAGAGGAGUCUGCUUCACCCAAGGAAAGCUUCAUUUUCAUUAGCUGUUCUGGAGCAUUUGGGGGGGGGGGGGUGGCGAGGCAGGCUUUGACAAUAAUGUGCUUCAGGUUUUAGAAUCCUUGAAGAAGAAUUUUGGAACCAAACUACAAAGUACCUAGGCUCAUAAUUUUGGAGGCUAAGAGUAACCUAAUUGGGAGCAAAAUAGCUGGCAUCUUCACUGCACUUGAGAACUUUAGGUAAAAGUAAGAGGGAUCAAAUAUAAGAGGGUUAGUUAAAAAAUGUUUAGCCUCUUGGACUAGACACAGGUAAAUGCACUUGGACCUGUUUCUUCUGGGAAAGCUAAAAGAGACACAACUUCUUUCCUACUUUGGCUUUAAGGGAAAGUCACUUUAUUAACAAAGGUUAGACUAGAUACUAUUCCGUGAAAAGUUUCCCUGUGGGAAUAAAAACAAUGGGACAGAGGAGUUCAGAUAUCUGCUUCGCCAGCGUCAUUGCCCAGUUUUUUUUUGUGCCUUGUCUGUGGCAUCAAAAUGAAAAUGUGUCCCUGUUGCCCGUGUUUUUUUUUUCAGUGUCAAAUAUAGAGUGAA